AGUAAGCUAGCUAGCCAGCUUAGCCUAUUUGAGAACGUCUAAACAGCCUUCAGGGGCUUUAAAACUACUGCUAAAAUGUUUGCGAGUUUGAAAAUUAUCUGCCCCAGAAGGCACUGACAAGGUUGUGGGACAAGUUAGUCAAGUAAAAGUUCGUUUUGUUGACGGUACCUGCGAAACGAAACGUCAGCAUUGAUUGACAGCUGUGCGGACCAAUUAGAGCGGGAGGAGGGGUCUCAAGUCACUGAGACCGUAAUAUAUUCACUUUGUUUUUUCCCCAAUGCAGUUUUUGAAGAAAAAAAUACCUUAGUAGUUCAUAUUAUAACUUUCAAAAUAUAUUUUUUUCUGCAAUAUUUCAACUUUAUGCAACUAAAAUGACGAGCUGGCAGCUGAGCGCCGAGGAGGAGAUGGUGGAGAAGUUCCUGGACGCGGCGUCCAGAGGAGACGCCGCUCAGGUGUCCUCGCUGCUGUCUCACGUCCCCUCGCUACUCAACCGGGCGGGGCGGAGCGGCUGGACGGCGCUGAUGCUGGCCGCCCGCAACGGCCAUCAGCAGGCGGCGGAGGUGCUGCUGUCACACGGCUGCGACAGGUGGGCGGUGAACAGCUCUUCACAGACCGCCUACGACGUCGCUCGCUUCUGGGGGCACAAGCACAUGUCGGUCCUGCUGGGCGGGCCCCAGGACCACCCCGGCCCGCAUGAGAACUACUUCAGCCGCGAGACGCUGGACCGCUUCAGCGCCAAGAGGACCGACGCCGCUUGGCUAGAGGCCAAGAAGACGCACCCCGACUCGGUCUUCCUCCUCUUCUCUGGUCUCAGUCCCAUGGUCGGCGCCCCCCGGGAAGAUGGCGCCGUGGAGCUGUGUCGCCUCAACUACGACGCCGUCAAAGAUCUUCUCCAGAGGGAGGACGCCCUGGUGGUCUUCCUGGGGGUGGAGCGAAGCAAAGCCGAAGCGCCCGCCUGGUUCGCCAUCGGUACAGACGAGGACGCCGCCGCGCUCCUUCAACGCUGCUCCGGAAGGAAGUGCUCCUUCCCGAAGUUGCCCCGCAGAGACCUGCUGACGCUCAGCGAGGAAGACGCCGGCGUGCUGGCGCCCGCCCGGUCGCUGCUGGCGUGGCACGCCCGCUACGCCUUCUGUCCCACCUGUGGGAGCGCCACCCGGGCCGAGGAGGGCGGCCACAAGAGGAGCUGCCGGGACUCCGCCUGCAAGAGCCUGCAGGGGGUUCACAACACCUGCUACCCCCGCGUUGGUACCCGGCCCCGCUUCACAGUCUUUGCACACCCCCGUGACACGAUUGACCGCCAGUGUGUUUCAGACCCGGUGGUCAUCAUGCUGGUCGUCCAUCCGGACGGAAACCAGUGUCUGCUGGGCCGGAAGAACGUCUUUCCCAAGGGAAUGUUCUCCUGCCUGGCCGGAUUUGUUGAGCCCGGUGAGACGCUGGAGGCGGCGGUGAGGCGGGAAGUGGAGGAGGAAAGCGGCGUGAGGGCGGGGGCGGUCCGCUACGUGUCGUGCCAACCGUGGCCCAUGCCCUCGCAGCUCAUGAUUGGCUGCCUGGCCGUCGCCGUGACGACAGACGUCAGGGUGGACCACCAGGAGAUUGAGGAUGCACGAUGGUUCCCGCGGCAACAGGUGACGGAGGCGCUGCUCAGAGGGUCCGGCGGGGGCCUCGUCCUCCCUCCCAAACAGACCAUCGCCCACCAGCUCAUACGACACUGGAUCGGCUCCAGCGCCAACCUGUGACCCCCCAGGGCAGAGGAAGAUGACGUGUCUAUUUAGUGACUGGAAUGUGGCAUAGACAGUAGCUGUCAUUCUUACCAAUGGUGAUCUAUUGCUGACAUCUCCAAUAAAUGACUGAGCAUUAGCUGUCUGCAGUUCACCUCGUCCACCGCCGGGGGGCGCUGUUAGUCCCUCUGAAGAUCACAGCGGGUCUCCUAAUGCACACAAAGUGUCAUUAGUAUCACUAACACUUACUGCUUCAGUGAAGAUGGCGUCGUGGUCACAGGAAGUAGAUCGUUGUGGACAGGAAGUCAAACACUAGAAAAUAGCAAAAAAACAAAUGUUUAAUAUUUUCUUCUUCAUCAGCCAAAGUAAUAUUUUCUCUCUGCUUCU
Messenger RNA from Doryrhamphus excisus (bluestripe pipefish), 2105 nucleotides. Lineage: Eukaryota; Metazoa; Chordata; Actinopteri; Syngnathiformes; Syngnathidae. The record is from RefSeq and is a predicted model, not a curated record.